Molecule: messenger RNA, 1029 nt
Organism: Sparassis crispa
Lineage: Eukaryota; Fungi; Basidiomycota; Agaricomycetes; Polyporales; Sparassidaceae
Product: Oxidoreductase sirO
Exons: 14
Coding region: 1-1029 (342 amino acids)
Source: RefSeq, a predicted model, not a curated record
AUGUCCACCCCAUAUCCCGGCCAAAAAAGUGCACUCAAUGUAGUGAUGGGGGCGAUGACGUUUGGUGAAGAAGGGACAGAAGGGGCAAGGGUGUAUGACCUGAAGGAUGUUGAAGCAAUCUUGGACGUCUUCCAAGCGCACGGCCAUCUUGAGAUCGACACCGCCCGUACCUACGCGGGCGGUACGAGUGAGCAGUACCUCGGGAAGAUCGAUUGGAGGAAGCGAGGAUUACUGAUCGAAACGAAGCUGUAUCCUUUCGCUUCCAAUGCACGGCUCCAGGCUAUAGGGGUUGAGCUUAUCUCGCAUUCACCAGAGGACCUCCGCAAGUACCUCGAAAUAUCUAUGAAAACACUCAACACAGACCAGCUCGAGAUGUGGUAUCUUCACGGACCUGACCGCGCCACGCCGUACGAAGUGACGUUGAAAGCCGUCGACGAACUUUACAGAGAAGGAAAAUUCAGGAGAUUCGGGAUUAGCAACUACAUGUCAUGGGAAGUGGCUGAAAUGGUACAGAUUUGCAAGGCAAACGGCUACAUACAGCCCACCGCGUACCAGGGCAUCUAUAAUGCAAUUCAUAGGAAGGUAGAGCCGGAACUCUUCCCGUGCCUCAGAAAAUACGGGAUCAGUUUCUAUGAGUUCAAUCCACUGGGCGGUGGGUUCUUCACUGGCCGGUAUCAUUCUACAGAUAAGGUAGAAGCCGGGUCCAGAUUUGAUCCUGAGAAUAACAUGGGCAAGUACUACCGCUCUCGCUACUGGAAUGAGCCCUACUUCAAAGCACUCGCUGCGAUUGAAGAGGUUGCCAAGGCGCACGACUUGACAACGGCAGAAAUUGCGUUGCGCUGGAUCUCGCACCACAGCCUCAUGAAGCGCGAGUAUGGUGAUGCGGUUCUGAUUGGUGCUUCGAGCUUGAAGCACAUCAAGCAGAAUAUGAUAGAUCUUGAGAAGGGUCCUCUGCCGGAGGAGGUCUUGUCGGUGCUGGAUGAAGCAUGGCUCUCUGUGUUGCCUUACGCAACUAAUUACUUCCAUUAA